Molecule: messenger RNA, 1872 nt
Organism: Saccostrea echinata
Lineage: Eukaryota; Metazoa; Mollusca; Bivalvia; Ostreida; Ostreidae
Product: GTPase IMAP family member 8-like
Exons: 7
Coding region: 1-1872 (623 amino acids)
Molecular function (GO): GTP binding
Source: RefSeq, a predicted model, not a curated record
AUGAAGAAAGGUGCAAACUCAAACGCCUUCAGGUUUGGUCAAACAGAGACCGAAAAUUUUACACGAAUCCUCUUCUUAGGUUCACAAGCAGCGAAUGAUUUGGAGGAAGAUUCUGUAAAAAGAGAAUUGCCACCAUUAUUGGACCAGGCCCUUUCAGGAACUGAAGAUAAAUUAUCUACCGUUAUUUACCCUCUCUUUUCUCCCGACCCUAAUGAUGAUUCUGUGCUGGCUGAAUCUCUCCCUGAUAUAUGGGUCCCACCUAUUCAUACCUCCGGACGUUCUUUCCAGCAGAUGUCCAAUGAGAGACCAAAAGUAAAUGAAUGUAAGUCUACGAAGUCUGCGGUUUUGAGCACACAAAGUAAGAUCUCCAGUGGGAUUUGUAAAUUCAGUUUUACAGAAGAAAAAUUGUCUGCCAUGGUUACCUCUCUCUCUACCUUAGACACCUUCGAACAACCUUAUCAGAUGAACACAACAAAUAAUUCAGCAGAACUUUUAUUUGACUAUGAGGACGAGGAGGGAACAAAAGAAUGGCAGUGCACGAACUGUACGUUUCUGAACAAACCAAGCAGGGCCACCUGUAAUAUUUGUGGAUUCAGAGCUACAGACGAUGAAAGGUCUACCAUUAUUUACCCUCUCUCUACCUGUAAAGGUAACGCCUUGAUCCCGCCUGUUAAUCAGACCACUGGACAUUCAUUUGAUCGCGUGGCCGAUGAGACAUCCGAAGACGGAAGCUUUUUAAGAAAGGAAUUAAGGAUAAUACUUGUUGGAAAAACCGGAUCUGGGAAGAGUGCCACAGGAAAUACAAUUUUGGGAAAAAGAAUUUUUGUGUCUGAUGUGUCUAAUUCAAGCGUUACGAAAUGUUGCAAGAAAGGAUCAUCCCGAAGAUUCGGGGAGGAUUUACUAAUCGUAGACACGCCUGGUCUUUUUGACACAGGAAUGACAAACGAUGACAUAAUCAAGGAGAUUUUGAAAUGCGUGGGAAUCAGCGCCCCGGGGCCCCAUGCCUUCCUUCUUGUCAUUGGGAUAGGACGUUUUACAAAGGAAGAAAGGGACACAAUUCAAUUACUUAGAAAAGCCUUCGGUCCAAACAUGAUGGGAUACUUGAUAAUUGUUUUCACAAGAAAAGAUGAUCUAGACCGCGGGAAAAAAUCUAUACAGCAGAUUUUAAACGAGGCUCCACAAACUUUGCAAGAAAUAAUCAGGGGUUGUCAAGAUCGAUUUUUUGCCAUAGAUAACACAGAGAAAGAGACUGAAAAGUCAGAAAAGCAAGUGGUAGAUCUUCUGGAAAUGAUAAAAGGAAUGGUGAAGAAAAAUGGAGAUGAAUAUUACACAAGUGCUAUCUUUAACAAGUUUGAGUUGACCAUUAGAGAACGUGAGAGAGAACUUAAAGCUAAGUAUGAGGAAAGUAUGGAGGAGAUCUCAAAUCUCAAAAAGAGGGAAAAGAAAUUGGUGAACAAACUAGCGCGAAUGGAAGAUCAGCUCAAGGAUAAACACCUAAGUCUAUUGAGAAGAGAGAGUUCUUUGCAGACCAUUAUGGAAAAUUCAACAAUCGCAGCUGAUACACACAGUUUUGACGAGGAAGAAUACUGUAAAUUAAUACGGCCGAGAAUUCUAAUGACUAGAAAUCAUCUAGAAGAAGUUAGACGGGAAAUGAGUGAAAAAAUUAUGAAGGACGAUUUCAAGAGUAUGUUUUGUCAUAAUUCAGAUAGCAAAGCGCUUAACCGAUAUGUCAGAGAAAAUGUUCGAAAUGAGAUUGAAAGUGGAGAUAAAAAUGUAUGGGGAAGAGUGUUGAGAAAUAUACAAAAAGCAGGGUUAGGUUUAAUCGAUAAAUUUAAGGAUAUUUUUGAUUCAGUGAAAUCAAAGAAAAAGUAA